CACAUCUGGCCACACUCCUGACCAUAAGCAAGUUGUGACCAGCAAGGAAGGAGACAGCAGGGACACACCGCUUUCUUGCCUGGGGAAGAAUGGAAACCUGUGUUGCUUCUUGCCCCAGCCCCAGACUCUCCAGCUGAGUGGAGAAGCUGGGAAAGACGGUGGAUAGGAAAGCAGCAGCGGAGGUUGGCAUGGAUCCCAAGGUCUCCUCUGAGAAUCAUCAGAAGAUCCUGAUGGAGGAGGAAGAUGAACCAAGAGAGGAACCCAAGGAUGAUGGAGAUGGUGACCUACAACACUUUGGGUCCAGCAAUAUCAUGGCAGAAGGUAGCAGCAGACAGAAGCAGCUGGAAUUACAAAAUGGUAGCUUAGAGGAAGGAUUUGUGGUCCGUUCCCUGGAGAUCGAGCCCCAGAACAUGAUGGAGAGCCUAAGCCCCCGGAAAUAUUCAUCCAGUCUGAAGUUUAAAGCCAACGGAGACUAUUCUGGCUCAUAUUUAACCCUCUCACAACCUGUGUCUACCAAGAGAAGCCCUUCUCCCUUGGGCGCCAGUGUCAGGAGCAGCCCCUCCUUGGCCAAAAUCCAGGGAAGCAAACAAUUUUGUGAUGGAACUGACAAAAAUGUUUCCAUGAAACCUCCUACUUCGUUCCUCAGCUCUGCAGUCUCUCUUAGUGGAUAUCCACUCGGGAGAGCAGAUUUGGAUCAUUAUACUAGUCGGGACAGUGAGAGGUCCUCCAGAUUCUCAGAGAAGCCUCCCUAUUCCAGAUACAGCUCUAGGAAUAAAUCACAUGACAACGUCUACUUUCUCGGGGGCCUGGAAGGAAGAAAAGCCUCUGGCUCGCUCCUGACCAUGUGGAAUGGAGGUUCCUUGAGUGGCGCUGGCUCCGCACCCGCCAGCAGAUCUGGGGCAGCGAGCAUGCCUUCAAGCCCCAAGCAAGCUAGGAAAAUGAACCUUCAGGACAACUUGACCCUUCAGCCCAGGUUAAGCAGGCACAAGGAGCCAGCCUCUGAAAACGUCAGUGUGAGAACAAGGAAGUAUUCAGGGAGCAGCCUGAGUAAUAUGGGUGCCUACAGCCGAUCGCUUCCUAGGUUGUACAAAGCCACGGACAACCAGAUGCCGCCUCUCAGCCUGCCUCCGAGAAAUUCCCUGGGCAAUUCCAAACGAGUUCAGUUAGGGGAAAAGGAUCUACCUCAUAGCAUAGUGGAUAAUGACAAUUACCUUAACUUUUCUGCUCUAAGCUCAGGGGUUCCGCCCUAUAAAAUCUCAAUGUCAGAGGGAAAUCCUUACGUCAGCUCCACACUCAGUGUCCCUGCCAGCCCUCGAAUGGCUCGGAAGAUGCUCCUGGCCUCCACCUCCUCUGAUGACUUUGACAGGGCUUCAUACUCAGGGACCAGCCCGAGCCAUUCCUUAAUUUCUGGAGAACCAGACCGAGUGCUUGUGGCCAGGAGGAACUUCUCUUGCGGAUCUAUGGAGUUUGAUGAUUCUGAUCUGGAAAGCCUAAGACAGUCCUCCGAAACUCCCCAGCCUGUCCUUCGAGAACGGAAAAGUAGCAUCAGCUCUAUCUCAGGCCGCGACGAUCUGAUGGAUUAUCACCGACGGCAGAGGGAGGAGAGACUCAGGGAGCAGGAGAUGGAGCGACUGGAGCGGCAGCGGCUAGAGACCAUCCUCAGUCUCUGUGCUGAGUACACGAAGCCCGAAGGUCGACGCCUGUCCGCUGGCACCACGGUGGCUGAUGUACAGAAAAUCAACAAGGAGCUUGAGAAGCUGCAGCUGUCCGAUGAGGAGUCUGUGUUCGAGGAGGCUCUGGUGUGCCCCGACGUCAGGUACCGGUGCCAUCGGAAGGGUUCUCUUCAGGAUGUUGACGUUGCCGGCUUCGGGAGCCUCAGUCACAGUGCCAACUUCCUGGCCCCCAGGGGCAGCAGGAAUGAUGAACUGCUUGGUGACCUCACCAGGACGCCUCCACCAUCCUCAUCUGGAUUUCUGAAAACAUCCAAUGAGUCCUCCUACCUCAGUAUCCUACCGAAGACCCCGGAGGAUAUAGGUGAGGAACAGAGGACUCGGGAGUUGGCUGCAAUGGAAGAUGCCCGGAUGGUGAUUCUGAACAACCUUGAGGAGCUUGAACAGAAAGUCAAAGAUAUAAAUGACCAAAUGGAUGAAUCUUCCAGAGAGUUGGAUAUGGAAUGCGCUCUUUUGGAUGGAGAGCAGAAAUCCGAGACAGCUGAGCUCAUGAAGGAGAAGGAGAUUCUGGAUCAUCUAAACCGGAAAAUCACAGAACUAGAAAAGAACAUCGUAGGCGAAAAGACCAAGGAGAAGGAAAAGCUUGAUGCUGAGAGGGAAAAGCUAGAGAGGCUUCAGGAGCUUUACUCCGAGCAGAAGACCCAGCUGGACAAUUGUCCUGAGUCCAUGAGGGAGCAGUUACAGCAGCAACUCAAGAGGGAUGCUGACCUGUUGGAUGUUGAGAGCAAACACUUUGAAGACUUGGAAUUCCAGCAGCUUGAGCAUGAGAGCCGUCUGGAUGAGGAAAAGGAGAACUUGACUCAGCAGCUCCUGAGGGAGGUGGCGGAGUAUCAACGGAACAUCGUGGCUAGGAAGGAAAAAAUUUCUGCAUUGAAAAAGCAAGCCAGUCACAUUGUUCAGCAGGCUCAGAGGGAACAAGACCACUUCGUGAAAGAAAAGAACAAUCUAAUAAUGAUGCUCCAAAGAGAAAAGGAGAAUCUUUGUCAUUUGGAAAAGAAGUACUCCAGCCUCACGGGGGGAAAAGGAUUUCCUAUUAACCCCAAUACUCUGAAAGAGGGCUAUAUCAGUGUAAAUGAGAUUAAUGAGUCAUGUGACAGUUCCACGAAUCUAUCCCCUUCCACUCAGUUCCCUGCUGAUGCUGACGCUGCUGUCACUGAGCCUGCCUCGGCUGUGCCGGUGAGCCAGCCCCAGAGUUCAGAGCAGAGAUCAGCUGUCUGUUCUGGAUUUCUGUUCCCUUCCACUCUUUCUCCUCAUCCUGUCACUCAACCUGCAUCAGCCCCUUGGCCUGAAGUCACGGCUCCAUCUGUCGACCCUUUCCCUCUAAAUGACACGCCUCCCCCUCUACCAGCUAAGAAACACAGGCCGCAACAGCAGCUGGAGCAACAGCACUUUAGAAGUCUGGAAGAAAGGCGAAAGCAGCACAAGGAAGGUCUCUAUCUGAGUGACACUUUGCCGCGAAAGAAAACCACACCUUCCAUCUCUCCACACUUCAGCAGUGCCACAAUGGGGAGAAGCAGCACCCCGAAGGCUCACCUGCCUCUGGGGCAGAGCAACAGCUGUGGCAGUGUGCUCCCCCACUCGCUGGCCACCAUGACCAAGGACGCAGAGUCUCGGAGGAUGCUCAGAGGAAAGCCCAAGAAAGGAAGAAUGAACGCCUCAGCAGGAACAAUUACUAAUUCCAAAAGUUCAAGUGUAAAAGGUUAUAAUCAUCAACAGAUGAAUGAAGGACAGAGACAGAAACCUGAAUUUUACAACCGCACAGCAUCUGAGUCCAAUGUCUACUUGAAUAGUUUCCAUUACCCAGAUCACAGCUACAAGGACCAGGCCUAUGACACGUUGAGCCUGGACAGCUCGGAUAGCAUGGAGACCAGCAUUUCUGCCUGUUCACCAGACAAUAUCUCUAGUGCCAGCACAUCCAACAUUGCCAGAAUAGAAGAGAUGGAGAGACUUCUGAAACAGGCCCAGGCUGAGAAGACCCGGCUACUUGAAUCCAGGGAACGGGAAAUGGAAGCCAAGAAACGAGCUCUGGAAGAAGAAAAACGACGCCGGGAAAUUCUGGAAAAACGACUGCAAGAAGAAACCAGCCAGAGGCAGAAGUUAAUAGAAAAAGAAGUAAAAAUCAGAGAGAAGCAAAGGGCACAGGCUCGUCCUCUGACUCGCUAUCUGCCCGUCCGGAAGGAAGACUUCGAUUUGAGGAGUCACGUGGAGACGGCGGGCCACAAUAUUGACACCUGUUUUCACGUGUCAAUCACAGAGAAGACCUGCCGGGGCUACCUCAUCAAAAUGGGUGGAAAAAUUAAAACGUGGAAAAAACGUUGGUUUGUUUUUGAUCGGAAUAAGCGGACAUUUUCUUAUUACGCAGACAAACAUGAGGCUAAAUUAAAAGGCGUGAUAUACUUUCAAGCCAUCGAAGAAGUGUACUAUGAUCACCUCAAGAAUGCUAAUAAGAGUCCUAACCCAUUACUCACCUUUAGCGUGAAGACACACGACAGAAUCUAUUACAUGGUGGCGCCAUCACCAGAGGCCAUGCGGAUCUGGAUGGACGUUAUAGUGACUGGUGCGGAAGGAUAUACUCACUUCCUGUUGUAAUGAACUUCACCAAUGGUCCACUGCGGGGCACACUGCAAUAGUCUCUUGCAAGCAUGAAGCCAUAUCCAGUCUCAGAUGGAAAGGCCUAGCAGACCAUCCCUUUAGCUGUGUACACUCAGAACUCUUUUCAUACUGGGGAGCCUUCCAUAAAAAAAGAAAGCAGGGCUCUUAGUGAAAGAACUGGAGCUCCUUUGACAAAAAUAAAAAAUAAAAAAACACUAUUUUUUGAUAAAAGCAUCAUUUAGAUGCGCAUUUCUCAUAAACUCUUUUUAUCAGCGGAUGUUGGUUAAAUAAACUGAGCAGUUUACACAAUGUCUGUAAAUAUGUACUUAGAAAUGUGAGAUUACUUUAGAACCCAAAUCAUUGCCAUAGGUAAUCAACUGCCUUCUUUGCAGGAAGUAGCAUUUUAUAAAAAUAAACAAAUAUGUUAGAAGGCAACAGAUUUUAGACAUUUUGCCUUAAUUUUUAAAUAUUGCACCCAAACCAAAGACAUGGUGUGACUCCUGCUUAAAUCAGUGUUACUCUCUAAAUACUCUAUAAAAUGGUAUUUUGAUGCCAACUCUAUAGUGCGCCCCCAGAAGCUACUGUGCAUAUAUUUUAAACCACUUUCUUAAAAGAAUUUUUAAAAAAGUUCCUUGUUUUGUGAAAAGACCAUCUCAGACAACAGAAACCCGCAACAUCAGAAGUUUUAAUUAAGGAGAAUACUUAGUGGGAAGAGCCUGUUCCAUUGAAGAUUUGUUCAUUCCUGGUGCUGAGAAUAAAAGCAACCAGUGGACGAUUUUCCUUUAGACUGCCUAGUUCCUCUUGCUUAUGGGACAAAGCUGUUAACUGCACCCUCACAUGGCAUAAGUAUGAAACCAUCUCUGUCUCACUGAAAAAAGACAACCAAAAUUCAAAUUAAUGUUCUCCGUGCUAUAUCUUUUUGCAUAUAUCUUUACAAAUAGCCUUGUUCUUAGAGCUAAUUUUUUGUUGAAUGAAAUGACUUCGGGCAAGUCUCUUUUAUAAUUGUUUUCCAAGUGCCAUUUAUUUUAGCUUUUGUAUUUUGUGUUUUUAAGUAUGAACUCUUUCCUAAAACAUGCCAAAUGGAUAGAAGUAGAAAAUAAUGACAUGACUUACUCGUAUACGUGAAAUGAUUAGAAAUGUCCAUGAAAUUUUGUCAGGCCUGACUGGGUACAAUUUGUUUUUAGACUUACAGUGUACUUUUAUACCUGUAUACAUGUUACCAAUAAUAAGAUUGUGCAACUGGAUGAUGCAAGGUUUUACUUGAAUAACAAGGGACAAAUAUCAUGACUGUAGGAGGGAUUUUUCAUCUGUGAUUUUUGCAGGCUUCCCCCUUCAGCUCUUGUGAGCUAAAACAUUAAAAUGCAAUUGCUAAGAUUUGGUUGGUUAAUGUAAAGAUCCAACUUGUCUGUACUGUACUUUCUCCAUAGGACUGUAAGGGUGUUCAAAUCAGUUUGCAUGUCUGAACCUUUUCGAUAUGUGUGUGCUAAAUGUAUUGAGUUUUGAUUAAAGUGUCGACCUGAUUUCACAA
Peromyscus leucopus (white-footed mouse) is the source of this 5850-nucleotide messenger RNA. RefSeq names its product pleckstrin homology like domain family B member 2 (gene Phldb2). The transcript has 23 exons. Gene Ontology annotation, cellular component: basal cortex. Bases 189 to 4319 code for a protein of 1376 amino acids. The record is from RefSeq and is a predicted model, not a curated record. Gene Ontology annotation, biological process: regulation of microtubule cytoskeleton organization. NCBI's taxonomy places the organism in Eukaryota, Metazoa, Chordata, Mammalia, Rodentia, Cricetidae.